UCCUUACUUUGAAAACAAGGCGCCAGCAACAGAUUCUGAAAUAAAAGAUUUUUGGGAAUGCCCGCUUCGGAGCCGGUUCGAUUGGGUCGGAAACGUGACCUGCCAUCCUGUCCGAACCCGUUGUUUCUUAAGUGGCUGACUGAGCUCCGAGACGACGCUAGAGAGAAAGGACUAAAGAUCCAGUACACUUAUCAGAAGGCAAUUAAUUCUUUGAAUAAAUAUCCUCUACCAUUGCGAAACGCCAAAGAGGCAAAGAUCCUCCAAAACUUUGGAGACGGCAUCUGUAAAAUACUGGAUGACAAACUGCAGCGGCACUACAGGGAGAACGGCCCAAACGCUCCAAUUCACUCUGUUCAAAGAGGAGCACCCCCUCCUGGCAGUACAGACAACAGCAAUAAUCUGGCUCCUUCGAGAAAGAAGAAUGCUGCAAAUAACGAAGAGAAGCAGAGAGGAGGACCAAAAGAAAAGAGGAAGAAGAGGGAAUAUGUGCCCCAGAAGAGAUCUGGGGGGUAUGCUGUAUUGCUCACUCUUUACAGACACACACAGACCCCAGGUAGCAAAGGUUUCAUGUUUAAGCUGGAACUGCAAACAGAGGCUCAGCCUCUCUGUGACAAAUCUUUCACUGUGCCUGAUCUUGGUAGUAAAUAUACUGCCUGGUCCUCAGUCAGCACUCUGAUCCAGAAGAAUCUGUUGAUAAAGACUCACAAUCCUGCAAGGUUUUCUCUGACAGAAGAAGGUCUCGCUUUGGCUGAGAAACUGGCUUCAGCUGAACAAGAGACCAAAGACGAUGCAGAGAGAGGUGGAGAGGAGGUCAGGAGUGAGAGAGCGGAGCUCGAGGAGGUGGAGGAAGCAGAAGUAGUUGACCUCACUGAGAGUGGUGAAGAUGAAAAAGAGGAGGACGCCAACAGCCUUACAGAAAGUGCUGCCUGCGUGAAUUACGAGGGCAGGGCACGUUCAUCAGGAGACCUCCAGGAUUCACAGACAACCAGCACGAAGCCGAGCGGGGAAUGUCUCCUGCCCGGAAACUAUGACAUCAUCCUCUGUGUUGACUUCAUCGAGACCACCGGAGGAAGCCAUCACCGCAAGCAAGAGCUGGUUAAGGAGCUGCAGAGAAAUGGAGUCAACUUUGACAUCAGGAAGCUAAACGUUGGAGAUUUUCUGUGGGUGGCCCGGGAAAAGGUCUCACCUCUCCCAGGUCAGUUGCGAGCUCCUGCAGGGAAGGAGCUUUUUCGAAUGAAAAGGUGUGGUCUUCGUAGGCCCAUUUAUUUAGUAGAGGGAAGUGGGGCAGCUGCUUCUCACCUGAGUUUACCUGAAACUACACUGCAGCAGGCCAUUGUCAACACACAGGUAGUCGACGGCUUUUUUGUUAAGAGAGUUCAGGAUGUGAGAGAGUCUGCAGCCUACCUUACCGUCAUGACACGAUCCUUGGCAAAACUCUACCAGAACCGUACGUUGUUCUGUCACUCCAGAGAGCUAGAGGGGGACAUAAGGAGUGAUGAAGAAGAGAGAGGGAUCCCCUCCUGCUCCCUCAUGUCCUUUGCAGAGUUCAAUCAUGCGUAUGAACAGUGUACAACUGAAGCAGAGAAAGAGAAACUGCUCUCCUGCAUCCGUUAUGGGAAGCUCAAAAGUACUAUGACAGGACAGACGGUCGUUGGACCUGUCAGUAAUAAACUAUCAAAGCAGUCAGUAAGAAGCAAACUCAAGCAAGAAGAACAAUCUUUUCCUGACAAGAUAACAUCCUUGCCUACUGAUCAGAGCAUGAAUUCAACAGUUAACCAAUCAGACCACAUAGCCAACAUGAGUUCUUUGAAUUAUUUUACUAUUUCUCUCCACGGAAUAGUUUCUUCCAUUGGCAUAAUUGAAAAUAUCCUCAUCCUCGGAGUGGUGGGCUUCCAAAUUCGCCGCACUGUCAUCAGUGUCUGGAUCCUGAACCUUGCAGCUUCUGAUUUGCUGGCCACAGCUUCCCUGCCCUUCUUCACUCUCUACAUGGCCCGUGGCAACACCUGGACCCUGGGCCAGACAUUCUGCCGCAUCCAUUCCUCUGUCUUUUUUCUUAACAUGUUCGUCAGUGCCUUCCUGCUGGCUGCCAUUGCUUUGGAUCGAUGCCUGGUUGUGCUGAGACCUGUCUGGGCCCAGAACCACAGAAGCAUCCAACUCGUGGGGAAGAUAUGUGGAGGGAUUUGGAUCCUGGCUGCUCUUUUUACCAUUCCCUUUUAUAUGUUUCGUGACACCAUAGAGCUGUCCAAGAACAAGGUUUUGUGUUACUACAACUACAAACUGUUUCUGCCAAGUGGGUCUUAUGAUGCAAAGUCUCUAAUCAAGCAGCGCAAAGAGGGCUUGGCUUUUAUGAGGCUCUUUCUAGCCUUCCUUAUCCCUCUUUUAAUCAUCAUCCUUAGCUACAUAGCUGUUAGCGUCAGGCUGGCACACAGAGGCAACCGGCCGUCAUUUCGUUUUGUUCGGCUUGUAGUGUCUGUGGUUGUGACCUUCUUUCUCUGCUGGGCGCCAUAUCACCUCUUCAUUAUCAUGGAGGUGAUAUCCGCCAAUGGGCACCCUGCGCAGAAACUUGCAACAAGGGCUCUUCCAAUUGCAGCAACUCUUGGCUUCUUAAACAGCGUCAUCAACCCCAUCCUGUAUGUGUUCAGCUGCCCCGACCUGUGCCGUAAGAUCCGACAUUCUCUCGGGGCAGUGAUGGAGAGCGUGCUGGCUGAGGAUUUGGCAGAGCUGAUGCGGCGACGCAGCACUGCUCGCAGCUUUAUCAGUGACUCAGAAUUUGCAUUGAAACGGAAGAAGUCGAUUCCAACCUCAAGUCAGAACACCGAUGAGCAGGAGUUAAAUGAAAGUGUUAGUCCCUCU
Menidia menidia (Atlantic silverside) is the source of this 2853-nucleotide messenger RNA. The record is from the annotation of a GenBank genome assembly. NCBI's taxonomy places the organism in Eukaryota, Metazoa, Chordata, Actinopteri, Atheriniformes, Atherinopsidae.